Canis lupus familiaris (dog) is the source of this 3848-nucleotide messenger RNA. RefSeq names its product leucine rich repeat and Ig domain containing 2 (gene LINGO2). Gene Ontology annotation, cellular component: plasma membrane. Gene Ontology annotation, molecular function: protein binding. The coding region runs from base 1267 to 3087 and encodes 606 amino acids. The transcript has 8 exons. The record is from RefSeq and is a predicted model, not a curated record. NCBI's taxonomy places the organism in Eukaryota, Metazoa, Chordata, Mammalia, Carnivora, Canidae.
AGCCCGCCGCCCGCCUGGCGUCCCUCGUCCUCGCAGCCUCCUCACCUGGCGCUCGGCCUGCCCAGCCCCGCUCGGCCGCCACUUCCUCCCCGCAAAGUUUCCUCGGAGCAGACACCUUCGCCAAGGGCUGCCCGGGGAGGUGGAUUUCUGAGGCCGUGCCUUGGCGUGGCUCUUCUUCCAGCACCUCUCAGCCUCGUCCCCACCUAAAUCCGAGCGGGAGGUAGAAGAUUUUCCAAAUUCAGGGGAGAAUAGGGGGAGGGGCUUUCAGCCAGAGGAAGAGAGGAGCGGCCACAACUGAGAAUAGGAGCUUCUUCCCUGCCUGCUGCCGGGGACUGAUGGGCCUGUAGGGUUAAAGAAGAAAAUUAAAUAGAAAGCCAAGUUGACCGAGGAGGGGUUUGGCUGGGAGGCUUCCGCUGCCAGGAAGGUUGUCCGCGUCUCCGUUCCUACGGGCGUGAAGAUUUGGAGGCGCCUCCAGUGCGAGGGCUUUUAAAACCGCCAUCACCUCCGGAUCCCUUUGGAAGGAAACGCCGGCAGAGCUGAGGCUCAAGGGGCGGGGGGCGGGGGUCAAGGAAAAGCUCGGACUCGUGUGCAGCGCAUCCUUGGCUUUGGAUUUUAAGGACACGGGCGAGAAUUAAUACCGUCUCAAGGGAAUCUAAUCUGUUGGAGAUGGUUUCAAGAUGUAGAACUCUUAUAUGUGAAGUAUCCCUAAUGAAGUUGGAACAUCCACGUUGAAAUUGCUUCAUGUUUUGAAAUUGAAGAGUACCACGGGAAUGCUGUAUCGCCAUAGCAAGUGCUGCUUGUGCUUCUAGUGUCUCAUGGAUUUUUAAUCAUAUGAGGACUCAUCUAGAAGCUGAGGAAACAGUGGUGAAUAAGAAAAACCAAAUGUCUGCCUUCGGGGAACUUACAUUCUAGUGGAUGAGAUACAGGUCAACAAUAAAUAUUAAAAUAUCAGCCUCCAUACAGAGUCAUGCAAAGAGGUUCAGAGAAGAACACAGAAAGUGGCCACCAUCAGGAUGAAGAACCCAACAAGUCAGACUGGUGAGAAGAGAAAAACAAAAUGCAGCUUUCAAGGUUCACUUCAAGCAAUUGGCUUGUGGGACUCUGAGAGAUGCUGCUUGCCCAUGACAUGUUGGAAUUACCAUGAUCAACUACCCAGUUUGGAUUUCACCCAGUGGCCAGGAGCUUUGCAUGGUAGACAGCAAGGGUUGGAUUUUUAAGAAGAGUAAACCAGGCCCGUGACCAAGGUAUAGACGAAGAGGUGGAGUCAUGCUUCACACGGCCAUAUCAUGUUGGCAGCCAUUCCUGGGUCUGGCUGUGGUGUUAAUCUUCAUGGGAUCCACCAUUGGCUGCCCUGCUCGUUGUGAGUGCUCUGCCCAGAACAAAUCUGUUAGCUGCCACAGAAGGCGGCUGAUCGCCAUCCCAGAGGGCAUUCCCAUUGAGACCAAAAUCUUGGACCUCAGCAAGAACAGGCUGAAAAGUGUCAACCCUGAGGAAUUCAUAUCCUAUCCUCUGCUGGAGGAGAUAGAUUUGAGUGACAACAUCAUUGCCAAUGUGGAGCCAGGGGCUUUUAACAAUCUCUUUAACCUUCGUUCUCUCCGCCUGAAAGGCAAUCGCCUGAAACUGGUCCCUUUGGGAGUAUUCACUGGACUAUCCAACCUCACCAAGCUUGACAUUAGUGAAAAUAAGAUUGUCAUUUUACUCGACUACAUGUUCCAGGACCUGCAUAACCUGAAGUCUCUAGAGGUGGGGGACAAUGAUUUGGUUUAUAUAUCACACAGAGCCUUCAGUGGGCUGCUGAGCUUGGAGCAGCUCACCCUGGAGAAAUGCAACCUAACAGCAGUACCAACAGAAGCCCUUUCCCACCUCCGCAGCCUCAUUAGCCUACAUCUGAAGCAUCUCAAUAUCAACAAUAUGCCCGUGUAUGCCUUUAAAAGACUGUUCCACCUGAAACAUCUAGAGAUUGACUAUUGGCCUUUACUGGAUAUGAUGCCUGCCAAUAGCCUCUAUGGUCUCAACCUCACAUCCCUUUCUAUCACCAAUACCAACCUGUCCACAGUCCCCUUCCUUGCCUUUAAACAUCUGGUGUAUCUGACCCACCUUAACCUCUCCUACAACCCCAUCAGCACUAUCGAAGCUGGCAUGUUCUCUGACCUGAUCCGCCUUCAGGAGCUGCACAUAGUGGGCGCCCAGCUCCGCACCAUUGAGCCUCACUCCUUCCAAGGGCUCCGCUUCCUUCGUGUGCUCAAUGUGUCUCAGAACCUACUGGAAACUUUGGAAGAGAAUGUCUUCUCCUCCCCUAGGGCUUUGGAGGUCCUGAGCAUCAAUAACAACCCACUGGCCUGUGACUGCCGUCUCCUCUGGAUCCUGCAGCGGCAUCCCACACUGCAGUUUGGGGGCCAGCAGCCCAUGUGUGCCGGCCCUGACACCAUCCGUGAGAGAUCAUUCAAGGAUUUCCACAGCACUGCCCUCUCUUUUUACUUCACCUGCAAAAAACCCAAAAUCCGUGACAAGAAGCUGCAGCAUCUGCUAGUGGAUGAAGGGCAGACGGUCCAGCUCGAAUGCAGCGCUGAUGGAGACCCUCAGCCUGUGAUUUCCUGGGUGACACCUCGGAGGCGUUUUAUCACCACCAAGUCCAAUGGAAGAGCCACUGUGUUGGGCGAUGGCACCUUGGAAAUCCGCUUUGCCCAGGAUCAAGACAGCGGGAUGUAUGUCUGCAUCGCCAGCAAUGCUGCAGGGAAUGACACCUUCACGGCCUCUCUAACGGUGAAAGGAUUCACCUCAGACCGCUUCCUUUAUGCCAACAGGACCCCUAUGUACAUGACGGACUCCAAUGACACCAUGUCCAAUGGCACCAAUGCCAAUACCUUUUCCCUGGACCUUAAAACAAUACUGGUGUCUACGGCCAUGGGCUGUUUCACAUUCCUGGGAGUGGUUUUAUUUUGUUUCCUCCUCCUUUUUGUGUGGAGCCGAGGCAAAGGCAAGCACAAAAACAGCAUUGACCUCGAGUACGUGCCCCGAAAAAACAAUGGUGCUGUUGUGGAAGGGGAGGUGGCUGGACCCAGGAGGUUCAACAUGAAAAUGAUCUGAGGGUCUACUACUCACACACUUGUUUCUGUGUCGUCGUUGGUAACCAGUGAGACAGCUGGCACAGUAAAGUACUAGGGUAAAAGGUGGCCUCAUGCAGCUGACCCUGUGUCAAAGCAGGGUCCAUGGAAGCAGGAGGACUUCUCAUGGAGACUCUCCACCUAGAGGCAGGCAGACAUAUGUCAGAGCCCUUCACAGUGGGAUACUAAUUGUUUGCAUUGCAAAUAUUGGCAUUCUGGGGAUCUCAGUAAUGAACCUGAACCUUUGGCUCAUGCUCAUGGACAGUUACUCAACAUUUUCUACCACUGCAAAAACAAAAGAAAAAAAAAAAAAAAGGAACAACCUACAAUGUAGGAUUUACAUAUUAAAAGACGCAUUUGUCUAAAACAUACUCUACAGAAAAAUUUGUAUCUAUGAUUCUCAUUUGUUAAAGCCUUGCAUCAUACCAUAUUGUUGAUUCAGCACCACAAAGAAAUCAAUAUAUUCUUUACUCUUUUUUUGAAACAUAUAUGCUGUAUAUGUUUUAAGCAAUAUGAAUGAGAGGUUGUGCUUUUAGUUACUCACCAUUAUAGAUCCAAGUGUGAUUUCACUUUCCUUUACAUAGAGAUGACCCUGAGACUAGAUCCCUGGAGCUAUGGGCGGAGAUAUGCAGAAUGAUGCAUUUGUCUGAUGUAGGAAGCCAAGAAAUAGGGCCCAAGGAAAAACUGCUCAACUCUGUUAACUUCUGUUACUAUAAAUAAAGGCAUGUGCCUAGUUUUGAUACA